This is a messenger RNA of Manduca sexta (tobacco hornworm), 1177 nucleotides long. RefSeq lists its product as uncharacterized. Gene Ontology annotation, biological process: proteolysis. The record is from RefSeq and is a predicted model, not a curated record. Lineage: Eukaryota; Metazoa; Arthropoda; Insecta; Lepidoptera; Sphingidae. Gene Ontology annotation, molecular function: serine-type endopeptidase activity.
UUUUUACAGUCAGAUAGACAACAACGCUCUUGAAAAGAUGUACCGUGCAGUGUUUAUUUUGUUCAUAGUUUUUUCGAAUGCGGAGUCUGUGAGAGAUUGCUCUUAUGUGUCGUGUAUAGCAGACUUUUUCCAAACAUUUUUUUCAAGUGACACAGUUUCUAAUACUCAAAAUAUAAAGGAAAUAAAAGUGGGUGAACUUAAAACUAUAUUUAGUGAUAUAACAGACUUGAUUAAGAAUCAGAAGAAUAAAACUGAUGAAGUGCUGAAAGAUUACGGUAAAACGCAGGUUUUUGUUAAAUACGUGACUUUUGAUGACGACCAUCAUGAUUUUAAAGGAGCUAUAACUGAUAUCGAAGAAGAUAAUAAAUCAGAUGAUGAUUCUGAUUUAAUUGGAGAAAGCAAGGAAAUAGAAUUGAAUAAUGACUUAAAUACCAAUUCAACAGAACAGACAACUAUAAAGAACGAAGAAGCAACACACAAGACAGAAAGUAAAGUUUCAACAGUAAUAGACUUAAAUUUUGUCAAUUUUGAGAAAUCUUUAGGAGAUUUGAGAACUAAUGAGAUUUACGAAGACUUAGACGUUAUAUAUUACGAUGAUAAUUCAACAGAUUAUCCUAUUAUAGACUAUAUAGAGAUAUAUAAAGAUACAACUAAUGAAGAGAAUCUGUAUGUACCCACAGAACCUGCUAUAUCUAAUGAAAUAGAUAAACCUAAUGAAUUUGUUGAAGUAAAGGACUUUACUAACGAAACUAUUGCAGCCAUCACGAAAAGCAAUAUGGAAGAAGAGAACCUGGCUAUCGUCGUCUCCUGGAUAGCAACAAUUUUCUUAAAGAACGACCAGAAUACCGGACAAUUUGACUACUACUGCGACGGAGCUUUACUGUCAAAUAAAGCCGUUCUUACUGGUGCUAGAUGCGUCAAUGUCAACAAUUCAACAGUCAAUCCUGAAGAUCUUCUUGUCGUGGUUGGGAAGAAGGCUUUGAGUGGAACAGGACCCAAAGAAAAGACCUACAGGAUAAUAAAAGUAAUUCCUCACGAAAACUUUACGAUUGAGAAUCCAGUGGCGAAUGAUCUUGCAAUAUUGAUGCUAGAGGAGCCGGUUGUGUUCAACGUUGACGUUCGACCAGCAAACAUCAGCUUGGAGAUGGAUUUUGAUGCUAAUGUGGAGAAAAGUGCU